AUCUUCCACUUGGUAAGAGUAAAUAUCCAUAAAUGAAAUAAUGUAACCUAUAAAAGAGUUAAAAGACUUCUUAAACCACAAUUUAUCAUUAGUUUAUGGACACUCAAUGUCCUAUUCUUAACGGAAUUACAUAUUAACUUCAAGAACAAAGUUUCCAACCAUAAAUCAUCCAUGUUUGGUAAUCCUCAAGCGGCUUGUACCUGAACUGUUUAAGAUCAUUCUUCCUUAGCACUCAAAAGUCUUGAAUUCGAUUCCUCCCUUUCCCAGCAUCGUUUGUGUCAAAAAGGGGAUUCCUGGCAACCCAUCUUCAACAUGACAGAGAGAAAUAACAAUUCCGGUAAAGAAAUUGUGUUGAAAGUAUUAAUGCAUUGUGAAGGAUGCCAAAGUAAGGUUUCCAAGUGUUUGACAAGUUUUGAAGGUGUUGAAGAGGUUGUGGUUGAUUACCCAAAUCAUAAAGUGACUGUGAAGGGGCAGAAAGCCGACCCUCUAAGGGUUUUGGAGAGAGUACAAAACAAGUUUAGUAGAAACGCUGAACUCAUAUCUCCAAUACCAAAACCAGAAAACAAACAGAAAAAGGAGCCCGAAAAGAAAGAAGCGGCUCCGCCUCAGGUGAAAGUUGUGGUUCUCAAAACGUUAAUGCAUUGCGAAGGCUGUGCAAUUGACAUUAAGAAAUACCUGGAGAAAAUAAAAGGUGUUCUAAGUGUAGAAGCGAAUAUGGAGAGCUCAAGGGUAAGAGUGAGGGGAAUAGUUGAAGCAGCAAAGCUGGUGGAAUACAUAAAGAAGGAAUUCGGGAAGCAUGCUGAGAUAGUGAAGCAAGAACAAGGUGAGGAGAAAGGGCAAGGAAAGGACAAGGCAGAUAACAGGGCAGAGGACAAGGUUAAUAAUAACAAGCAGCGCCCAGAAGGAGGAGGAGAAUGCGUAUUCCAAUAUCCACCUCAGUAUUCAACUCAGCACAUUUACCCUUGUCAAACAUUUAGUGAUGAAAACCCUCUUGCCUGUUCCACAAUGUAAAAACCGAUAGUAAAAUUUAGGAAUGCAACUCUUUCCUCCUUUCAGUUUCGGUUUGUCCAUGAACGAAGCGAUUUUCGGUAAACAAAAAGGUUCAUAAGAUUCAUCUGUAGAGCCGGCUCAAAUAAGUGAUUGAUGCCGUAUUAACUUGCAUUAAGACUUGAGAGGGAGGGAUUGGUAUAUUAAGAACACAUUGACAUUCCUCAUUUUCGAAAUUCCAAUGGUGGGCAUAAAAAGCACACCGAGAGAAUUCCAAUAAGGCGAAAAAGCAUGCCACACAACAGGGAAAAGUAAAGUUAAUACCAAAUGGUAAUCUUUGUCUGCAUUUUACAGAUGAUUCUUAAUUUCAGAG
Molecule: messenger RNA, 1360 nt
Organism: Pyrus x bretschneideri (Chinese white pear)
Lineage: Eukaryota; Viridiplantae; Streptophyta; Magnoliopsida; Rosales; Rosaceae
Product: heavy metal-associated isoprenylated plant protein 8
Molecular function (GO): metal ion binding
Source: RefSeq, a predicted model, not a curated record